Aedes albopictus (Asian tiger mosquito) is the source of this 1463-nucleotide messenger RNA. Its product is annotated as WD repeat-containing protein 89. The coding region runs from base 18 to 1220 and encodes 400 amino acids. The transcript has 5 exons. Gene Ontology annotation, molecular function: protein binding. The record is from RefSeq and is a predicted model, not a curated record. Lineage: Eukaryota; Metazoa; Arthropoda; Insecta; Diptera; Culicidae.
AUUACAAACCGGGCAGAAUGUUUGAAGACGAUGCCCACAGCUCCGACGAAGAGAAUCCCGUCCCAGAUUCCGACUCCUGUAAGCCGAAGGAACUGAACCGAUUGUUCGAGCAACGCAUCGAGCCGAGUUCGGAAACAGCAGCCUCGUUGAAGCGGACAUGUGGCCUUCACUUGGCGCUGUCCAACGAUAGCCGCAAACUGGCGGUAGGUUUAUCCCGGAAGGACCUCCAGCUGUACGACCUGGGUACCAACGGGGAUUUGGUGCUGAGUGAAGCUAGCUUUGCCACGUACGAGAGUGCAAUCAAAGGUGUUCGAUUCUUUGGGACCGAUCCCAACUCGCUGAUGGUUUGCACCGAGGAAGGAAACGUUAGCUUGUACGAUUUGCGUUCCGGAGCUAAGGCGAUUCAUGUGUUCGACGAUACCUCGGAAGGGCCCAAGAAGACCAUGACCGCCUUCGACAUCAAUCAGAAUGAUCGGGUGUUGUGCGCUUCAACGGAGGUUCAAAAGUGCGGGGACACUUUUCUGCUCUUCUUUGACAUCCGGGAGCGUACGUUUCUGGGAAGCUACUGGGAGUGCCACAGCGAGGACAUAACCAACGUUAAAUUCCACCCGACCAAUCCGGACCUGCUGAGCAGUGGGAGCGUAGAUGGUCUCAUCAAUGUGUUCGACAUCUCCAAGUCCAACGAAGACGACGCCAUGCAGACCUGCUUCAACGUUGAGGACUCUAUCGAAUCGAUCAAUUGGCACACGAGUCCAACCGACCAGGAUUGGAUAUCGUGCAUCACGACCACGAACAACUUCCACCUGUAUGACACCGAAACGCAGGACAUGAUCGUCGAGUUUGAUAGGGCGAAAAUUACGGAAUCCAUGAAGAGGACCUCUUCGAUAGACUGCAAUGUGAUCAACAGCCACAACGAUGGGAACGGGGGAUUCUUCCUGCUGGCGGGGUCGAACUUUAACAAGGGGGAAUGUCUACGCUCGCUGAAAUACGACAACAAGCACUUCCUACCGCAUCGGAAUUUCCUACAUAACAGGCAAAUCAUUCGGGCCAGCGUGUACAACGAAAAGGAACACUGUCUAAUCACAACCGGCGAAAGUGGUCUCAUCACGGUGUGGCGCUGCGAGGGUUCGACGGAUCAACCGCCAUCGGAACACGAUAUCAGCGCUAGCAAAAACUUGAAACAGAAGUUGCACAUUAGUCAUCGUUCGAAACCCUAUUGAGCUUCCCGGUAUUAAUGGAACCCGCAUAACCGUAAAAGUGCAUCGGGUAUUUAUCAACGUUCUAAAGUAAUGACUGUAAUCGGCACUCGGUUGGUUCAAGUAGGUAAGUUUUCGUCAAUCCGCAUUCGGAGUGCUUGUUUCACAUUAUUGUUCAGUGUCAUCCGAGACGACAUGGGUAGUGGCGAAAGUUUGCUGAGCGCCGAACAGCUGGACGAGUAUGCCGAGUUGACCUAUCUCACCCGG